UGGAGGUUCCAAAGUCCAAAGUGGAGGUUCCAAAGUCCAAACUUCCACUUUUCUUCUCGUUGUCUCAAUGAUUAUACACCUCAGAAGAAUAAACCCACUUGAAUUCAGGUCUCCAAAUCGCUCCCCUCUCAGACUAUUCUCAACUCUCUUACAAAACCCAUCUCCACCCCCUAAAACCCAAACCCAAAACCCCACAGAAACGCUCACAAAACCCCAACUCAAAGCCUUAGUUCUCACUCAAUACUCACAUGGCAAAUUCUCCAAUCUUGUCUCAAAUGUCCUUGCUUUGCCCAAUGUCCUCCUCACUGCCUGCCAAAACCUCACCACCUCACAAUCCAACAAUGCCCUCAACUCCCUUGACUCGCAGUCUCUUCUCAACUCGGUCUCGAGGCGGUUUGAUAUCGAAGAAAUGGGCCGCCAGCUAUGUGAGAAUCGGUUUGAUAUUGAAGCUUGUUGUGUCACAAUGAUGCCCUCAAGAAUGAAAGGUGAGUCCUUGGUCUUGCCCAACUUGAAAUUAAAGGUUUUGAUUGAAGCUAUUAGGAUGGUAUUGGAAAUUGUGUAUGAUGAACGGUUUGUAACUUUUUCUUAUGGUGGGCGUGUCGGUAUGGGACGCCACACAGCCAUUAGGUACCUUAAGAACUCGGUAGAGAAUCCUAGUUGGUGGUUUAGUGUCACAUUUGAUAGAGAAAGGUUUGAUGAUAGGCAUGUAAAUAAGUUGUGUUUGUUUAUUGAAGAGAAAAUAAAAGAUGAUUUUUUGAUUGGUUUAAUAAAGAGGUUGUUUGAGUGUGAGGUGGUGGGAAUUGAAUUGGGUGGUUGUUACUUAGGAAGGGGGUUUCCUCAAGAAAGCGGGUUGUGUUCGAUCUUGAUUAAUAUUUACUUUAAUGGAUUUGAUAAAGAAAUUCAAGAUAUGCGUCUUCAGAAAAAUCAGGAGAAUCCAAAGUUUAAAUCAGAGCAGCUUGUUUGGAUGUCUGGCCUAUUUUAUAAGCCAGUGAAGAUGUACGUGGUCAGGUAUUUGGAUGAAAUAUUAGUGAUAACGUCGGGGUCAAAGAUGUUGACCAUGGACUUUAAGAAUUGGGUUUUGAAAUAUUUAGAAGGUAGGUUGGAUUUGAGGGUGGAUAAAAUGAAGACGGCAAUUCAUAGUGCAGUAUCUGAGAAUAUUAGUUUUCUAGGUAUGGAACUACAGGCAGUUCCACCUUCAGUUUUGCAUCCUCCCAUGACGGAGAAAGCAAUUAGGGCACGGAAGAAGUACCUUAGGCAGAAGGAAGUUAGGGCUUUAGAAUUUAAAAAUGCCAGAGAGAGGAAAAGAAAGAUACUGGGGAUGAAGAUUUUGCAGCAUGUUUUUAAGAAGUUGAAGCAAAGUGAUGGGUUUAAAUUUGACUUUCAAAUUGAAAAUGAGGUUCGAGAAAUCUUCAGAACUUGGACUGAUGAAGUGGUCCAUGAUUUCUUGGGUUCCUUGGAAGAGCGUUGGGAAUGGCAUCGGAUGCUUACAGCAGGCGAUUUUCUCUCUUUAAGGCACAUUAGAGGUCAAUUGCCCCAAGAGCUGGUUGAUGCGUAUGAUAAGUUCCAAGAGCAAGUUGACAAGUAUUUGAGUCCGGUCCAAGCUAGAAAGGCAUUAGAGAAAGAAGAAAAGAGAGUGGAGGAGGAAGAGGAACAGAAAUACGCUAAGAGCACGGUUGAGGAUUUGACAAGGCUGUGUAUGAAAGUUGAUGCACCAGUAGAACUUGUUAGGAAGGCAGUUAAGAUGGCUGGUUUUACAAAUAACAUGGGUCGCCCUAGGCCGAUCAAGUUACUCAUUGCUCUUGAAGAUAUUGAUAUUAUCAAGUGGUAUGCAGGAGUAGGGAGAAGGUGGCUUGAUUUCUUCUGUUGCUGUCACAACUUCAAGAUGGUUAAAACUGUAGUAACUUAUCACUUGAGGUUCUCUUGCAUUUUGACACUAGCAGAGAAGCAUGAGUCAACCAAACGUGAAGCCAUUAAGCAUUACACUAAAGAUUUGAAGAUCUCUGAUUUUAAUGGAAAUGAAGAAGUGUACUUCCCCACAGAAAGAGAGGUUAAAAUGAUGGGAGAUCAAAAUCUUUUGGAUCCAAGGCCUGUUGAUGGGGCUUUAUCUUUGGCUUUGAUCAGUUUUCUACAUAAUUGGCAUUGGUUCUGGUGGCUGCUAUUGAUGUGAACCUUGUUCUAGAAAUUCUUAUGUAUUUCUUUUCUGAAAUGAGGCCAGGCAGGUGAUGUGUAAAUUUUUUGCGUUUUUAUUGAUUUUCUUUUUAGCUACUAAUCUCAUUGUCAUUUGUGGUGAUGAAUCAUCGUAUGAAGUUUACUAUAAACCAUUAUAGAGAAACAUAUUCAAGUAGUCAUUAUCCAAUACUUCUCCAGGAUUUUGGAUGGUUAGUUUGUAACUUCUCUAGGUUUCUGUGAAAGGCAUCCUUUAUUUUCCCAACCCUGAGCACUUGAUUUAUCUCAUUGCUCAGUCUAUUAUGAUGGAACAGGAUUACAAAACCAUUUUGUCCCUGAAAAUUCUGUUCUUGUGCCUUUUUUUUUUUUUUUUGAUAAACUCUGUUCUUGUGCCUUACAUAUCCUUUCAAUAUGAUAAUCAUGUCUUUCCUUAAACUGUUUUUUGGUGCCUUCUUACCUUCUUCUAUGUAAAUGUAAGUAUCUCAUGUUGACAUGCUCAAUUUAUUCUACAGCAUUGUGACUUUCAUGCUCACCACACCAGCUGUUUGAUCCUUAAUUUGUAGUUUGAUUCUUAAUUUGUAGUUUGAUUCAUACAAACCCCACAGAAACCCUCACAAAACCCCAACUCAAAGCCUUAGUUCUUACUCAAUACUCACAUGUCACAUUCUCCAAUCUUGUCUCAAAUGUCCUUGCUUUGCCCAACGUGCUCCUCACUGCCUGCCAAAACAUCACAACUCCACAACCCAACAAUGGCCUCAGCUCCCUUGACUCACAGUCCCUUCUACACUUGGUCUCGAGGGGGUUUGAUAUUGAAGAAAUGGGCCGCCAGCUCUGCGAGAAUCGGUUCGAUAUUGAAGCUUGUUUUUUCACAAUGAUGCCCUCAAGAAUGAAAGUUGAGUCCUUGGUCUCGCCCAACUUGAAAUUAAAGGUUUUGAUUGAAGCUAUUAGGAUGGUGUUGGAAAUUGUGUAUGAUGAACGGUUUGUUAAUUUUUAUUAUGGUGAGCAUGUCGGUAUGGGACACAACACUGCCAUUAGGUACCUUAAGAACUCAGUAGAGAAUCCUAGUUGGUGGUUUAGCGUCACAUUUGAUUGAAAUUUUUUUGAUAAUAGGCAUGUAAAUAAGCUGUGUUUGUUUAUUGAAGAGAAAAUAAAGGAUGGUUUCUUUGUCGGGUAUUAGAAAGAGGUUGGCUUGAGUGUGAGGUGGUGGGAAUUGAAUUGGGUGGUUGUUACUUAGGAAGGGGGUUUCCUCAUGAAAGCGGGUUGUUUUCGAUUUUGAUUAAUAUUUACUUUAAUGGGUUUGAUAAAUAAAUUUAAGAUACGCGUCUUCAGAAAAAUCAGGAGAAUACAAAGUUUGAAUCAGAGGAGCUUAUUUCGGUGUCUGGCAUGUUUUACAAGCCAGCCAGUGAAGAUGUAUGUGGUCAGGUAUUUGGAUGAAAUAUUUGUGAUCACUUCAGGUUCAAAGAUGUUUGUUCAAAGAUGUUGACCAUGGAUUUGAAGCAUUGGGUUUUAAAAUAUUUAGAAGGGGGGUUGGAGUUGAAGGUGGAUAGAAUGAAGACAUUGACUACACUUUGUUUGCAGAUGUGGACUGAAUGUUGCUUGUUCUGCUGCAGUUUCCUAUGUAAUUGGCUUUGGUUCUAGAGGCUGCUGAUGUUCUGAAACCUUAUUCAAGAAAUUCUUGUGUAUUUCAUUUCUGAAAUGAAACCAGGUAGGUGAUGUGUAAAUUGAUUGCGUUUUUAUUCAUAUCUUUGCUACUAAUGUCAUUGUUCAUUUGUGGUGAUGAAUCUUUGUGUGAAUUUUAUCUUAAGAACAUAAUAGAGGAGCUUAUUCAAGUAGUCAUUAUCCAAAACUUUUCCAUGAUUUUGGAGGGUUAUUUUGUACCUUCUCCAAGUUUUUGUGAAAGGUGUCUUUUGUUUAACCAACACAAGCAUUUGAUUUAUCUCCUAGCUCAGUAUAUUGUGAUGGAUACAUUGGAUAGGAUUACAAAACCAUUUUGUCCAUGACAAUUCUGUCCUCUUGCGUUGCUUAUGUAUCCUUUCGAUAUGAUAAUCUUGUCUUUCCUUAAAACUGUUUUCUUGGUGCCUUCUUACCUUCUUCUAUGUAAGUAUCUCAUGUUGACAUGCCCAAAAUAUUCUACAACAUUGUGACCCUCAUACUCUCCACACCAGCAGUUUGAUCCUUAAUUUGUUUGAUUUAUACAAAAACACUUAGUUCUUCACAAUGGAUACAAGACAUUAAUUAAUCUUUUUACUCUUAUUAUUUUUUAUUUGUAAGUUACACAAACUAAAAGAUUUCCUCUGGCUUGUCUAUCGAAAAAAUUAGUUACUCUGGCAACUAAGGGGACCAUUUGUUUGUUUCCCUAAGCUUCUUUUGUUUUAAUAGGAAAUAGGACUGGUAAACCUUUGUCUCAUUGAAGCUUCUUUCCCAUGAGUUGCCCAUUUUUGGUUGACCCAUAAGAAAAGUAUUUCUCCAGAAUCUGUCUUCUUUUGUUUGAUGUUUGUUUGUUUGUUGUAUAGUGUCUCUUGUGAUCUUUCUGGCUUUUAUUUUAACUAAUACUAAAAUUCUCCCAACUCUUCUCAUGCUUGUUGUAGUUACAUGUUGAGAGCUGUUCUCAAGUACUGUAGGGCUGAAAAAUGAGCCAAGCUGCUUGCAAGCAGCUCGAUCAAAGUUUGCUUGGCCUGUUUGUUAAGCAAGAUGAUCUGAGCUUGAACUAUGUUCUGAGCUUAAGCAUCAUUAUGCUCAGCUUGUCAGCCCAUGAUCUGGCUUGAUAGAGGGUCUCCAUCAUAGAUCUGAUCUGAGGGAAUAUUCUUCUCAAACUGAUCUGAGUAUUUCAUUUUGGGAAUUAAGCACAGACAGCACAUUCUUCUUAAUUUAUCUGUUUUUUAAUCUGUGGGAUUGAACCACCACAUAAAAAUGUUAUGGGCUUUUCAUGUAUAAGACGAAUUUUGCUCUCUUUGGUUCUCAAAUUGCAAACAAGAGAUGAAAAGAGUAGCCAUUCCUGUCAUAACAAGUCCUGCUUCCCUAUUAGCAGCUGCAGGUCACACAUAGGAGAAGAGGACACACUGAGGUGCCUUUUUUGGGAAUAUACAUAAACAACCAUGCUCCCAUGGACA
Quercus lobata is the source of this 5276-nucleotide messenger RNA. Its product is annotated as nuclear intron maturase 3, mitochondrial-like. The record is from RefSeq and is a predicted model, not a curated record. NCBI's taxonomy places the organism in Eukaryota, Viridiplantae, Streptophyta, Magnoliopsida, Fagales, Fagaceae. Gene Ontology annotation, molecular function: RNA-directed DNA polymerase activity. The transcript is spliced from 2 exons. Gene Ontology annotation, biological process: mitochondrial mRNA processing; homing of group II introns. Bases 68 to 2167 code for a protein of 699 amino acids. Gene Ontology annotation, cellular component: mitochondrion.